Messenger RNA from Globicephala melas (long-finned pilot whale), 1808 nucleotides. It is a transcript of the gene DNAAF19, whose product is annotated as dynein axonemal assembly factor 19. The record is from RefSeq and is a predicted model, not a curated record. Gene Ontology annotation, cellular component: outer dynein arm. Gene Ontology annotation, biological process: inner dynein arm assembly; epithelial cilium movement involved in extracellular fluid movement; determination of left/right symmetry. NCBI's taxonomy places the organism in Eukaryota, Metazoa, Chordata, Mammalia, Artiodactyla, Delphinidae.
GCAGACGUGAUCUGGCGGUAACUGGGGAUCCCCAAAGAAAGGAAACCAGGGUGCUGGCUGUUGGGGUGAAGGCACAGGCCAUGAAAAGGAAUGACAUCAUUGACUUCAAGGCUUUGGAGAAAGAGCUGCAGGCUGCACUCACUGCUGAUGAGAAGUACAAACGGGAAAAUGCUGCCAAGUUACGGGCAGUGGAACAGAGGGUGGCUUCCUAUGAGGAGUUCAGGGGUAUUGUCCUUGCAUCACAUCUGAAGCCGCUGGAGCCGAAGGACAAGAUAGGAGGAAAGAAGACUGUGCCCUGGAACUGUCACACUAUUCAGGGAAGGCCCUCCCAGGAUGAAACCACUGAAAUCUCCCCGGAGAAAACACGCCUCCAGCCCGAGACCUCGGCUGAGUUCUACCGUGAUUGGCGGCGAUACUUGCGGAGUGGGUCAGAGCGCUACGAGGCCCUGCUGCAGCUCGGGGGCCCAAAGCUGGGCCGCCUCUUCCAGAUGGAUGUGGGGUUUGGACUCCUAGGGGAGAUGCUGAUGGCGCUGGCUGAUCACGUGAGGCCAGCUGACCGGUGGGUGGUGCUGGGAAUCCUGCGCAGCCUGGCCGGCACCGGCCGCUUCACCCUGAACCUGAGCCUGAUGAGCCAUGCGGAGAGAGAGCGCUGCAGAGCCUUGUUUCAGAAGUUGCAGGCCAUGGGCACCCCCAGCCUGGAGGGGCGGGAUCUGGGGGAGCAGCCUGGUGGGCUUCAGGAGGAGGAGAGUCUUCUGCAAGAGCUGCUGAGGCUGUACCAUGUGGACUGAUGGGAGCAGUUACCUUCAGAGGCCCCCAGUGGUCACUGGAGGCGUUUUUCGUUGUCUCGAGGGCUCUGCAAGACUGUAGUGAAGAGCCCACACCUAACUCCCUCUGGUCUUGGAAGUUUCACAACAAAAGCAGUAACUGAAUUUUCCCUUUUCCUCCAGCCUCUUGGGGGCUCCAUAUUCUGAACUGUUAGAUCCACAGGAUGGUCAAGGGCCCAAGAAGUUGAAAGACGUUUGCUUCCCACCCUUAGAGUCUGCCAGUCUGCUAGCCCAUGGCCCUGAGAGGUGGGUGAGCACUCAACCAAACACCGGUACCACCAGUUAUAGCCUCCACUCAAAAAAAGGAAAAAGCAAAAUUGUUAAUCUUCCAUGAUAAACUAAUACUGAUCUCCAUAGCUCUUAACAAGAGUAUUUGUAACUGGAAACCAACAGAAUGGACAUUUAAUCAAUAAACGAUCAAAUGCUACCUCAUUUGAGGUGCAGUAUUUUUCUCCAGCUCCAGGGGCUGAGUUCCCGUGCAGGUUGAGCCUGGGAAAACCCCAAGCCAUCAGCUCAGGCCUGGCCAGCCUCCCAGGCAUCUUCAGGUGGCCAGAUGUGCAGGUAGGAGGGUUGCCUUCAACUCCUGGAUUAACCAAAGGGAGGACCUUUCCACCGGGCAGGCAGGGCAGGGCCUGGAACAGAGAGGCAGAGAUUCCCCUGUCCUGGUACCUGGGCCCUUGCUUCUUAUUCUGGCUUCCCCUGAUCCAUUCUUGAGUGAGUGCCAGUGUUCUAGAAAGGGGACAAAGGGCCAGGUUCUAGAAUGGUUUUCCCUCAAGAUCACGUCCGGAACGUUAGAAGGGCAUCUUGUACAUCCACUGGGAAUAAAUUGCCUUGUCUGUGGCAGCUUCCUCUGCAGAUUGUUGCUUCUUUUCCUGGCUGCUGAAUCCUUUCCUCAUCUAGAUGCCUCCUCCCAGCAGUGAUUUCUAGAAGCCUCAUAGGCCUUUAGUGCCUAGGUUCUGCCCCGCCCCCUCUGACUCUUCCCUC